AUGAUUACGGCGUUAACGAAUAUAACGAGCAUGAAGAAAAUUUUCAACAACCGCUGCAUGGAUAUGUAGACCCCCACGGAUCAACACACAUGACGAAUCAGACGAUUGCAUACGAAGCGACAGGUCCAUACCAGCAUCAAGAUCUACUAUCUCAGUUUUCACAGCAGCAAUUCCAGCAGUAUCCGUCUGAGCAGUAUGAAGAAUAUCAUUUCCAGUUUCAGCCCCAAUCUCAGUAUGGUAUGUACGUGUUUUCUAAGACAGUCACCGAGGAGAACUGACAGCCAGGCUACGACAUGCAAUACGCGACGCCGAUAUCUACAUCUGAUACAUCAUAUUCCGACCCGCCUGCGCCCGGUGCCUCGCCCGCCUGGACACAUUCGAGCUGGUCGAGUCGUUCCGAGACGACGCCUAUCCAUGUGCCUAUGCAAAUGCAACAGAUACAGAUGCAGUCUACUCAUAUGGCCAUGCACAUUCAGCACAUUCAACAAACAAUGCUGCAACAAACACUAGCCAACGACAGCUGGAAGGGCAAAGAAGCCCUCCUCGAGGCCCUACUCAACACAAUCGUCGACUGCGAUGACCGCUGGCUCGGGCUCGUGAUUGAGAUUGUGCGGACGAGUCCGUCACCCGAAGCUGCCAUGGCGGCUAUCCAAUCCAUACCACUUAGUAUGAACACUGAACAUACUGUCUGAAACAUUACUGUAUAACUACUGAAUACACUUUACUGUACUGACU
Molecule: messenger RNA, 735 nt
Organism: Penicilliopsis zonata CBS 506.65
Lineage: Eukaryota; Fungi; Ascomycota; Eurotiomycetes; Eurotiales; Aspergillaceae
Exons: 1
Coding region: 294-692 (132 amino acids)
Source: RefSeq, a predicted model, not a curated record